Messenger RNA from Tetranychus urticae (two-spotted spider mite), 2786 nucleotides. Its product is annotated as diuretic hormone receptor. Gene Ontology annotation, biological process: adenylate cyclase-modulating G protein-coupled receptor signaling pathway; cell surface receptor signaling pathway. Gene Ontology annotation, molecular function: peptide hormone binding; G protein-coupled peptide receptor activity; diuretic hormone receptor activity. The record is from RefSeq and is a predicted model, not a curated record. Lineage: Eukaryota; Metazoa; Arthropoda; Arachnida; Trombidiformes; Tetranychidae. Gene Ontology annotation, cellular component: plasma membrane.
AUCAUGCAAGUCUCUUACCUUUGAUUCAAUUUAACUUGAAAGUGUGCUGCAGUUUUAUUGUAUAACUUUUUAUUACAUCUUAACAUUGUUUUACUUUCAAUUGGAGGAAUUAGCUGAACAUUUAAACAAUUAUUCAAGUGAUUAUCACAACAAUUUGCGUCUUAUUUAUUAAUCUAUUGCUAUUCAGUGUGUGAUCUUUCUAAUCCUUCAACUCUUAAACACACUCCAAUAACUAUCAACAUUUAAUGCAAUUAAGUGUCGUUAACCACCAACUCUAAUUGUUUAACAAGGCUUAUCAAAUUUAAAUGAAGUGAAUCAGAAGAAGAAGAAGAAGAAAAUCAUAAAUCAAAUUGGAUUGUGGAGUUAAUCAAAGACCUAAUAUCCAAAGUCCAACAUUUCCAAUUUAAAGAUGAUUUACACCAAAAAUUGAUGGUUCAAUGGUACACUUGAUGACGAAGCUGGUUAAGAUGGACCAAGGAAAUCAAUAAGAAAACAUAAGAAACAAUUUAAAUGACUAAUCAUUUGGAAGGAUUGAUUGAAAGUAAUGAUAAUAUUUAACCUAACCGAAGAGAACGGUUUAAAUAGCCUGAAUGAUUUUUACGGAAUCGAUGAUAGUUUCAAUUCAAAUGAUUAUUUUGUCAGCAAUUUAACCGAGGCAAUUGCCUGUGAAAAUAGUUCAAAGCCAAUUGACACUAAUUCAAACUAUUGCCAGGCUACUUGGGAUAGGAUAUCUUGCUGGCCAACGACUCCUAUCAAUCAGUUAGCAAUUAUUCCUUGUUUUAAGGAGUUAAAUGGUAUUCCUUAUGAUUCCUCUCAAAAUGCAUCUAAAUUGUGUUUAUCCAAUGGAACCUGGGCUGAGAAGUCGGACUAUUCAUUGUGUGAACCCAUCACACCAGAAGAGCUGAUUCCUACAAGUUAUUCAGACAUCUGGAAUGCAAAAGAUGCUUCAACAAUAUACUAUUUUGGCUACGGACUUUCACUUCUAGCAUUAACCACAGCAUUGUUUAUAUUUUUAUAUUUCAAAGACUUGCGAUGUGUUCGUAAUACUAUUCAUACCCAUUUAAUUGUAACUUAUGAGCUUUUUGCCUUAACAUGGAUCAUCACAGCGACUCUUCAAUCAUAUCAGCCAACAAACGAGAUUGCCGCUCGAAUCCUAUGUUUCCUGUAUAUUUUGUUACCAUAUUUCACUGGAACCCAGUUUUUUUGGAUGUUCAUUGAAGGCUUAUACCUUUAUAUUUUGGUUGUUAAAACAUUUUCAUCAGUUGAAUCCAUUAAAAUACACUUUUAUGCCACAAUAGGCUGGGCUGGUUCCACUUUUUUACCAGGCUUACCAGCUCUUGUCGUCCUUUUCUGGGCUCCUUCCAAAUACUUUUCAGCCAAAUCAGCGGACAAUUUGAAUGACUCUGGAUCCAAUUGUCCAUGGCAGGCUGAAGAUUCAAUCGAUAGCAUAUUCAUAUGUCCGAUCUUGUUUGUCCUUAUGUUAAAUAUCUUUUUUCUUUGUAAAAUUAUGUGGGUUUUAAUAACAAAAUUGAGAGCAGCAACAUCAGCUGAGUCGCGUCAAUAUCGCAAAGCAGCUAAAGCAUUAUUAGUAUUAACACCUUUAUUGGGUGUCACUUAUAUCCUUUUCCUGGUAACUCCUGGUUCUGGUCCGGCUAAGACUGUUUUCACUUAUCUUCAAGCAACUUUAUACUCAACCCAAGGAUUUACCGUUUCUGUCUUUUACUGUUUCCUCAACGGAGAGGUUCGUAAUUCGGUUCGUCAUCAUCUUGCAAGGUGGAAGACGAUUCGGAGUCUCCCCAAGAGCCAUGAUUCAAUAAAUGGACGUAAAUCGAUUGGCUUUUGUUCAUCAAUCAACUCGGAAAGAGGUUCAUUCUUCAAGUUACCCGAUCGUAAAGAUUCAAGUCCAAGCAAUAGUUUACUUGCCUCAUCCGGCAUAAUGACAGUACUUAGUCAACCAGUCAAGUCUGAAAAAUUGGACCACAUAAUAAUCAACCCAAAAUCAUCAUUAGCCUCUUCAUCACCUCCAUCCAGUCCACCACCAACACAACCACAGGCACCUUCAAUCAUUGAAAAGCAAGAGAAGUCCCUUUCAAUUGAAGACGACCAUUGCAACAAUAGUGUAACAAGUAAAUUAAUCAACUCCAAUGGUCACAAUGAUUACAAUUGUCAUUCCCAUCAGCAAAACACUAAUCUUAAAAACUAUUACAAUCACCAUCAUCACUAUUAUCGUAAUCUUCAUAAUCCAUCCCAUUUAAAUCACAUCAACAAUCACAAUUCCCAUAAUAACAGUCACUCCAUACUUUCUCAUUAUUGUUUUCAUACUCAAUCAUCCGAUUCAUCAAAUGAAGAUGCCAUUUAAAUAAAAUUGAACCAUUUUAGCUAAAAAAUAUAAAUUUGUUUUCAACAAAAUCAAACAAAAUAAGCCCAAAAUCAAGAGUCACAAUCAAAUUGAACCUGUUGAUGUUUUCAAAUAACCAAUGUUGAUACAAACCUGAAUUUGAUGAAAACAAAAAUAUCUUGACAAGUCCAUUUGGAAAUAAGAUGAAACUGUAAACAAUCAAACCCAAGGAUUUAUUUUUAAUGAUUGUUGAUUAAAACAUUUACGAUCUCAUUACCAAAUGUAUCGACUUGUCGAGAUGUUUUUCAUCAAACUCAUCCUCUCGACUGUAUAUUUACCGAAAAUCUGUACUUCAAAUCAUGAUGUUUGAUGGUAAACAAAUCAAAUUGAGUCAAUCUAUUUGAAUGUCUAUAAAUUGUUUUAUUAAUAAAAACAAUAAUUGUGAUAA